Penicillium lagena is the source of this 231-nucleotide messenger RNA. RefSeq lists its product as uncharacterized. NCBI's taxonomy places the organism in Eukaryota, Fungi, Ascomycota, Eurotiomycetes, Eurotiales, Aspergillaceae. The transcript has a single exon. Bases 1 to 231 code for a protein of 76 amino acids. The record is from RefSeq and is a predicted model, not a curated record.
AUGACGCCUGGCUACUUUAGCUAUCAUACUCUUCCCUGGUGUCAUCGUCGUGGUCAUGCUGGUGCUCAUCUUGCUGUGGAUCAUGCAGUUGUUGAUCCCCCACGCUCUCUUGCACCGCAGACGAUCGAGACAGCUCUUGUUCAGCAUAUUCCUGCGCAUCCUUUUACGAAGGGCACCCCGGAAGGCCUUGGCUUCCUCGUAGUCGUCAAGGUUCUGAGCUUCAGCCCGUAA